Phalacrocorax carbo (great cormorant) is the source of this 441-nucleotide messenger RNA. The record is from RefSeq and is a predicted model, not a curated record. Lineage: Eukaryota; Metazoa; Chordata; Aves; Suliformes; Phalacrocoracidae.
AUGUGUGGCUGCAGAGCAAGCGUUCCCAGCACAAAGCAGUACUCGGUCAAUCAGGUAGCUCCUGCUUCCACCAAAAAAAGCCCUUUGGCUGCAGCAGGCAUGCCCAGCAUACCUAUAGCCAAGCAGCUGGCAUCAAUAAAAGCUCUAGAAAAAGUCUCAGACCUUGAAAAAGCUUUUGCUACCGUGGCUUUGGUGUAUAACUACUCUGCUGACCUCGAGGGCAAGCUCAGCAAAGCUGAAACCAAAAGCUUGCUGCAAACCCAGAUUUGGGGUUUCAUACAGGGCCAAGAAAACAAACCAAAAUAUCAGGAAAUUAUUUCUGCCCUGGAUGAGGAGUCGGAGAACAAAAUUGAUUUUGAAGAUUUCAUGAUCUUGUUAGUCAGUCUCACUCUAAUGUCUGACCUGCUGCAGGAGAUCAAAAAUGUGAAAACCACAAAAUGA